Messenger RNA from Erigeron canadensis, 1357 nucleotides. RefSeq names its product ubiquitin fusion degradation protein 1 homolog. The record is from RefSeq and is a predicted model, not a curated record. Gene Ontology annotation, cellular component: VCP-NPL4-UFD1 AAA ATPase complex. The coding region runs from base 187 to 1032 and encodes 281 amino acids. Lineage: Eukaryota; Viridiplantae; Streptophyta; Magnoliopsida; Asterales; Asteraceae. Gene Ontology annotation, molecular function: polyubiquitin modification-dependent protein binding. The transcript is spliced from 9 exons.
AUCAUCCAUUAUUAUUGAAAAUACGAUUGAUUGAUUUAUUCUGUUAAUAGGUAUUGAUUGAUUUGUGCCUUUGUGGUGUAAGAUAAGUAAACAUGAUAUCAUGGAACUUCUUUUGAACAAACAUAUCGGUGUUACCCUGCCUCUUUUAUUGACAAGCCCCAGAUUGAAAAUGGUGAUAAAAUUAUAAUGCCUCCUUCUGCACUUGAUCGCCUUGCUUCCCUUCACAUUGAUUAUCCAAUGCUCUUUGAGCUGCACAAUACUGCUACCGAGAGAGUUUCACAUUGUGGGGUUCUCGAGUUCAUUGCUGAAGAAGGCUUGAUAUACAUGCCUUAUUGGAUGAUGGAAAAUCUGCUCUUAAAAGAAGGAGAUACUGUUCGCAUAAAGAAUGUGACCCUUCCAAAGGGUACAUACGUCAAAUUGCAACCACACACAUCGGACUUUUUGAGUAUCUCAAACCCAAAAGCUAUCUUAGAGACGACUCUGAGGAACUUUUCUUGUUUAACAACCGGAGAUAGCAUUAUGGUGGCAUAUAACAACAAGAAAUACUACAUAGAUAUCAUUGAAUCAAAGCCUUCCAGUGCGAUAACCAUCAUUGAAACCGACUGUGAAGUAGACUUUGCCCCUCCUCUUGAUUACAAGGAACCAGAGAGGCCAGUAUCAUCUGUUCCCUCAACCAAGACAUCCACUGAAGAUCAAGCAGCUCCAGCUGAGGAACCAACAUUUAACCCAUUUACCGGAUCAGGGAGAAGGUUGGAUGGUAAAUCCUUGAAGCACCAGCCAGCGUCUGUAUCCUCCCCUUCUGGGUCCAAAGAGAAGCAACCUGCAGUUUCCAAUGGAGGCGGGCAGGCAUCCACCGGUUCUACUUCACAAAACAGCUCUCGUCAAUCUCAAGGAAAGCUUGUUUUUGGUUCUAAUGCCAGCCGCGGUCCAGUUCUUCAAAAGCACAAGGAAGCGCCUAAAGAAGAGCAGCCCCCAAAGGAAGAACAGAAGUUCCAAGCCUUCACAGGGAAAAAAUACUCACUUAAGGGAUAACCUUCAGUUGUGUUUAUCAACUUUUAUCAAAUCUCAUAUGGCUUUAACUUGUAGUUCAACUUAGCCUUAAAUUAAAAGUUAAAGAUGAUGCAAGCCUCCCUUCAUGGUUCAUGGUUGUGUUUGUAUUUUGACGAAGCACUUUUAGUGUUACUUUGUGUUUGAGUUCAUCACCAACAUGUCUGUCCCACAAGCCAGCUAGCAUUAUUUCACGGAGAAACCGUUAUUUGACAUUUAAGCAAUUUGUAGGUGAUUGCUUUUUGUACUAUUAUCGAAGAAAAUAUUGUAACUAUCAUUGAUAUUUAAAUUAUAUUCCAAGUUGGAACAA